Messenger RNA from Spirodela intermedia, 1730 nucleotides. The record is from the annotation of a GenBank genome assembly. Lineage: Eukaryota; Viridiplantae; Streptophyta; Magnoliopsida; Alismatales; Araceae.
AUGGGUCAGAAUGGGCUUAGGGCAUGAUUUUCUCCUGUUCUUCAUGUGGUCAACCCUCUAUCUCGGUCAACCAACGUUUAUGAGAGGUAUGUUCUAAACUCAUCUCCAUUUUCUACCUUGUGUUUAGGACUGAUUUCAAGUACGAAACUAAUCCAACUCCUUUGUUAACACAUAUAUUAAAACAGGGCUGCUUUGGGGGUUGAAAAAGAGAUGCAAAAGUCAAGGGCACAAGAGGUCAACUUCUCCUCCUAUCUAUCCCCGUAUAGUCGUAUAGUUAGAACUUUGUCAACUCCAUGUAUUUUAUUCUUCAUUGACUAUUAGAUAUGGAGAAGCUUGAAUUCUGAUUUCAACCACCAAAGAGUUGGGUGUCCCAUGUCUAUGAUUUUUAUUUCUCUCUCUUUCUUCUCUCUCUUUCAGCUGGUUUCUUGCCUGAAACUAAUCCUGAACAAAGUAAGAAAGUGGGUUGACCUUCACAGAGAAGGGUUUCUCUGUGUCUUUGAUUUUUAUUUUUAUAUCUUUCUUCUCUUCAUGAACCAUCUUUUAAUAUUUGUAUUACGAAAUGGAGUAAUCUGAUUUCGUACCUGAAAUUAAUACUAAACGAAGCUAGAAAGUGGCACUCAGUCUAGAUCUCUCAUUAAUGUUUUUUAUUUUUAUUUUUCUCUCAUUUAAUAUUUGUAUUAUGAAAGGAAAUACGUUGGUUUCGUACUAGAAAUCAAUCCUAAACAAAGGUAGAGAGUGGCGCUGAGGUCAGUACCUCUCAUAGAAGUUGGUUGACCAACUCUCAUCUUUACUUGCCCAAUAUGAGUAUUCUCUCACACUUCAUACUUAAAGACUUCGUCUGCUCCUCACAACUUCAACAGAAAAUAAAAAUGUCUCAUAUUUUCUUAGAGUAUGGGAUUAAUCUUGGGCUGCGAACUUCAUUAAAACCCAAAUAACAUUGAAAUUUUGGAAGUUGAAAGAGACCCUAUUAAUAUAUCAGUUAAAUAUCUACGAUAUUAAUCUUGUGCACACUAAUUUCUAAUUUUUGCGAAUUAUAGUGUGGAUAAAAUGAUAUUUGAUAUUAAUAUAUUUUAUUUAUUCACGAUAUAUCUAAACUUUAACUCAGUGAAUAGAAAUUUAACUAUCACAAUGGAGAAUGGUUAAAUACUGACAUGAAUUUAGAUUCUAACUAUGUAUACAGCUUCCUUGAACGCCUAUACAAGUAUACAGCGGCGUGACGUACGGCCAGGUGGCGGAGAUUUUGGAAGCCGGACAGAGCAGUACGUCGAGAGUUAAAUCAUGAUCUCAUUAUCUUCUUCUCCGUCGGCCGAGAACAUGGUAGUAGAUGAGCUUGGCAAUCGUCUGCUCUCAGGUUGCGUCGCGGGCAGCGUUGUGUGCCUGCUUACGAUGCCGGGCCUCUGUGCGUGUCUCCUCCUCGGGUCCGCCCACCGAACGAGCCUGCGACUGAGAUACAACCUGGUGCAGGCCCCCGCGGAUGACUUAAUCAUCCACCUCCUCUGCCCCACAUGUGCGCUGUGCCAGGAGUAUAGGGAGCUCAAGAACAGGGGUAUCGACCCCUCCAUGGGUAUGUAAGACCCUUCCCCCCCUGUUCCUCCCUGCUCUCUCGAGCUCGAAUGUCGACCUGUCCUCUGGGGGCGUCCUCAGGUUACCAGAAUUACCUCGCUCAACAGCAACAAAGGGCUGCGUACACAGAUCCCCCCCCCCCCCCCAAAAGUCAGUAUAUGAACUGA